AUGAGGCACGGACCAACGAUCGUGAUGCUGCUGCUCCUGGGCGCAUUUCUCCUGGUCGCGCAGCCAUCCAGUGCAAGCCGCGGGUCAACUUGGCGCAUGAACCGCUCAUGGCGCGACGGCAAUGAGUACUCACCCCUCGCGGCUCCCUCUCAAGGAAACUCCGGCAGAUUCGCAAAGCCAGCGGUGGACGAUUCCGCCGUCUACAUCGUUCGCCUGAGCACCGCGCCUCCCCUCUGCGAAUACCGCGGCGGAAUCGCGGGCUACCCCGCCACUGCCACGUGGGACGACGGUAGCGACGACGAGGGCGACGGCGAGGCCGUGCCGCAGAUGAUUCUCCCCGCCGGCGAUUCCGCCGCUGCUGCAGGCGGCGAGUCCGUCGAUCUGGACGACAUCGACGGCGACCAGCUCUUCCCCAACGCAACUGCGCCCGCAGAUGCCGCAUCUCACGCCGCCGCCACCCCCAGCGCUCGCGGCGGUCGAGGCGGUAACGGCAACGGUAGCGGCGGUCGUAACGGUGGUGGCAAGGGCAACGGAGGCGGCGGGUUCCCGAGGCACCGGCUGAGUCUGAGCAUGGACCGCCCCCAGGUGGCUGCGUUCGCGGGGCUGCUGCAGCGGCAGCAGGCGCAGGUGGCAUCUGAGGCGGGCGUACCCGAGGACGGGCUGCUCUACAGCUACAAGCACACGUCCAACGGCUUCGCCGCGCGCCUCACGUCGCGCCAGGCGUGGCAGCUGAAGCGCCACCCCGCCGUGGCGUCUGUGCGCGCCAGCCGCGUGUUCCGCCGGCAGACCAGCGACUCGCCGCAGUUCCUAGGGCUCCCCGGAAAGGUGUGGCCGGCAGUGGGCGGGCAGAGCAAGGCGGGCGAGGGCACGGUGGUGGGGAUCGUGGACACGGGUAUCUGGCCCGAACACCCGUCCUUCAGCGACAAGGGCCUCUCCUCACAGCUGCCCGCGGGGUGGAAGGGCAAGUGCGAGCAGUCGAGCUCGUUCCGGUGCAACAACAAGGUGAUUGGCGCCAAGGCCUUCUAUUCCGGCUUCCAGCAGAGCAGCGGCAAGCCCGUGCUGACCAAAGACUGGCUCUCGCCGCGAGAUGCGGACGGGCAUGGCACGUGGUGCGCGGGGGCAGCCGCGGGGAACCCCGUGAAGGUGCAGGGCGGCGGGCAGGUGAGCGGCAUGGCGCCAGCAGCGCGCAUUGCGGCGUACAAGGUCUUCUGGACGGACAGCAACGGGGAUAUGUACGCCACAGAGUCGGAUAUCAUCGCAGCCGUCAAUCAGGGCGUGGCGGACGGCGUGGAUGUGCUGUCGCUGUCUCUGGGGGCCGUGAAUUCCAACGACAACUAUUUCAACGAUCUCGCUUUCAUGCGCGCCAAUGCUGCCGGGGUGUUUGUUGCCUUUGCUGCCGGCAACGCCGGGCCUCCCGGUCGUGGUGGGUUCUACCGCACGCUUGACAACUUCGCCCCCUUCUAUCUCACGGUUGGCGCCAGCACCAUUGCCCGAGGCGGCGCGUCCCUCGCCUCCUCAACUUCCGGCGCUCAGUCGCUCUCUCUUGGUGCCACCAUCAGCAGCAAUGGCACCGACGGCAGCACAGGCGGCAACUUCAAUGGCAACAGCACGGACGGCAGCAGCACCGUUCUGACUGCUGACGGCGGGAUCACCUUCACCACUGCAUCCUCCUCCGCCCCCGUGGUCGCUGAAUUCUCUUCCCGCGGCCCCCUGCUGCAGCCCUCCGCCACGGCCCAGCCCCCCAUGCCAGGCAACGCCAUCCUCAAGCCCGACAUCAUCGGCCCGGGAGUGGACCUCAUAGCCGCCGCUCCCGGGAAGAGACCCGGGGAGCAAGGCGCUCUCGCCCGCAUGUCGGGUACUUCCAUGGCCACCCCGCAUUUAGCCGGGCUAGCCGCUUUAAUCAUCCAGAAGCACCCCAACUGGACCCCGGCGCAGGUGAUGUCAGCGAUGAUGACGACGGCGCGGGUGACGGACACGAGCAAGAGCGCGAUUAAGAGUGCGACGGGCGGGGAGGCAACCCCGUGGGAGAUGGGCGCAGGCCACGUGUUCCCUCCGGCCAUGCUCGACCCCGGCCUCACGUACGACGCCCGCGACCGCGACUACCAGAAUUUCCUCGCCGGGCAGGACCUGAACCGCGCGAAAAAGGAGUUCCCAGGGGCGGCGCUCUCGCCUCUGGCCGUGCGGAACCUCAACCUGCCCACCAUCACUCUGCCUCGCCUGCAGGGCUCCCUGCAGGUCACACGCACCGUCACCAACGUGGGGCAGUCCCAGUCCACAUACAGUGUAUCUGGGAAGGCCCCGCAGGGGGUGAAGGUGGGUGUGUCGUCUAAGAGCCUCACGCUUGCUCCCGGGCAGAAGGGGACCUACACGCUGACGUUCACUGUGGAUACACCCAACGAUGCCUUCUCCUCACAACAUCCACCCCUCACAUGCCCCAAGCAACAGCUGCCGCCGGUAGUCCGCAGGGUGGAGCGCCUCCCUCCACCUUGCGCACUCUGA
Closterium sp. Naga37s-1 is the source of this 2499-nucleotide messenger RNA. The record is from the annotation of a GenBank genome assembly. NCBI's taxonomy places the organism in Eukaryota, Viridiplantae, Streptophyta, Zygnematophyceae, Desmidiales, Closteriaceae.